This is a messenger RNA of Parasteatoda tepidariorum (common house spider), 1355 nucleotides long. RefSeq lists its product as uncharacterized. NCBI's taxonomy places the organism in Eukaryota, Metazoa, Arthropoda, Arachnida, Araneae, Theridiidae. The record is from RefSeq and is a predicted model, not a curated record.
CUGAUAAAUUUUAUGCGGGAAAGAUUUAGUGAGUAAACGGUAGACGCGACGUGAUAUAGUGGUUAUUUUAAGUACCUAUCAGUUUUCUUUGUUAGUUAAAAGGAUCCGUUGCUUUUCCUUGAUAAAUAAACCAAUAAGGAUUAAUUAUUAAAGACGUGGUUUUGAUUUAACGCUCAUUUGAAGAGCAGUUAUGGAAAUUUAAUUCAAAAAAUCUGUUUAUCAUACAUUUUCGCAGCAUAAUUAGCUAUGGAAGCUGUUCAUCUUAUCUUUGCUAUCCUAUCUUUGUUCUGCUUAUCGAAGAUAAGCGCUGUUGAAUACUCUCAAUUGGUAAACAUGGGUAUUAAUUGCCCAAGUUCGAUCAGCUGCGAUGCCAUUGGUCGCGCCAACUUCACCAGACGAAAUUGCGAAUGCGAUCGCAAUUGCGCUACCUAUCAGGAUUGUUGCGUUGAUGCCAGAUCAAGUUCUACAUCUCAAAACAGACGGAGUGCUACCUAUUCCUGCAUGCCAUUUGGAAACAUACCCCACAUGGGAGCAUACGUCAUCCAAACAUGCUCCAGGAAUUAUAAUGGCCCUGCUGAAAUGCAACGCAGAUGCCAAGAUCACAAUAACCAAAGUGAUCCGUUAAUGUCUGCUCCAGUAACAGAUACCGUGUCCCAAAUCUCUUAUAGGAACAGAUACUGCGCUGAGUGCAAUAACGUUGACAUGUCUAACGCACAAAGCUGGGUGAUACAAAUGAUUUGUGACUUUACAUCAAAUGUCAAUGCGAAUAACAGCUUCAUCUAUCGGAAUAUUUACUAUGUUCCCACUUCAAACGAGUGGAAGGUUGAUGUCAAUGGCAGAUCCUAUAAGUGUAAUUUGAAGUACGACAUACCAGCGUAUUUGCAGAACAAAGUCCGUCUAUGCAGAUCGAACGUAAUAUCCAGUUGCGCAAGUACCUGGACUCGGAAAAGAGUCCAGCGUGAGUGCGAGUCUUAUACUGCCAUUAUGUACGUUAAAGGAAGUGAUAAAGUGUACAAGAACCCGCACUGUGCUCUCUGUAAUCAUGUGACUGUGGACGCCCUGGCGUGUACUCCUGGUGAGUCAGCGGGAAAAAGAAAACCAUUCUCUUUUACUUUGCUCAUGGACUGGAAUCUGAGUAAUGAAGGAGAAGUGGUUGGCGUGUCGAGUGGAUCUUGUGGAUCGAAUCAGAAAUAUGAUCCGUACGCCAAAAAGUGCCGUAAUUUAGUCUGCUCUCUGCCAGGAUAUGAAAUGAUUAAUGGUAAAUGUAAGAAGCCGUAGUAACAAUCAGAGACAUAUUAUAGAGGAUAAACCACUCCAGCCAAAAUAGCUAAAGAAAACAAAGCGCCAUUGUCACA